CGUCAUCAAAACAAGCCUCGGUACGCUCCUGACAAACCUCGUCCUGGAUCACUCGACACACAGAAGGACACAACACUAGCUAACACCGCGUCAGUUCUGAUGGAUCCCACUGCAGCUCAGCCCAGCUUCAGACAGCGUAAGUUACAGCCUAAUAUGCGUCUAAGGAACAACGCCGGAGAUGGGUCAGAUAGUAUGUUUGAGGAUACAAGUGGAGCUGGGCUCGGACCACAGAGCGGCUACAGGAAUCAGCACGCUGGGCCGCAAGCAGAAGGCUUCCCAGGCCAGUCCCUCUUGUCAGACCCCAUGUCUAACCUGGCCAUGGCGUACGGCAGCUCGUUGGCAUCCCAAGGGAGGGAAAUGGUGGAUAAGAAUCUGGACAGGUUCAUCCCAAUUUCUAAGCUGAAAUACUACUUUGCCGUGGACACAUUGUACGUAGGGAAGAAGCUGGGCCUUCUAGUUUUCCCUUACAUGCACAAGAACUGGGAGGUGAGCUACCAGCAGGACACUCCAGUGGCUCCUCGCUUUGACGUGAACGCUCCUGACCUUUACAUUCCUGCCAUGGGCUUCAUCACAUACGUCCUGGUGGCCGGACUGGCCCUCGGCACACAGAACAAGUUUUCCCCGGAGCUGCUGGGAGUUCAGGCCAGCUCAGCGUUUGUGUGGUUGGUCAUGGAGGUGCUGGCAGUCUUGCUGUCCCUCUACCUUGUGACCGUAAACACAGACCUCACAACCAUAGACCUGCUGGCUUUUUCUGGCUACAAAUAUGUUGGGAUGAUCGUAGGUGUAGUAGCAGGCCUGUUGUUUGGGAAGCCAGCGUAUUAUCUCUCUCUACUGUGGUGCUGUGCUGCCAUCUUUGUCUUCAUGAUCCGCACACUGCGUCUGAAGCUGCUAUCCGAGGCGGCGGCAGAGGGUAGGCUGGUGAGAGGAGCCCGGAAUCAGCUGAGGAUGUACCUCACCAUGUCUAUAGCAGCUGCGCAGCCCAUCUUCAUGUACUGGCUCACCUACCACCUCAUCAGAUAAAAGCUGGAACACACACUUGUGCAGGAGAUGAACUUGGCCAACCAAAUGCCACCUCACCCUUUAAAUAGAAGAAGAAGAAAAAACCACAACGCACGGCUCGAAGAAGCUCGACUCGGAUGAGACAGCCAACAGUUCUCUUGAUAUCCAGUCACUUCACACAAAGACUCACCCGGUGUGAGCACGGAGCAGAACUCGUGCUACAAGACGAUUCGUAUGAUGUGAGGCUCUAAUGCCUCUUCUCUCACAGCACAGCCUCAUGUCUUUACUAUUGCAUCUUUAUCUUGUCUUUUUUCAAUGUAACGUCUUUGAAGCAUUUUGUAUCAAGAGCAAGUGGCUUUAAGUUGUUUUUCUACACCUUGUAAUUAUUUGUUAAUGUUUUUUAGGAAUAUUUAAGUACGUAUGUUUGUGUAUAGAAAGAGUAUUACUGCUGAUUGCUCUGGUCUGAAGUCUCACCAGUGACAUUUCUGAGCCGAAAGAAAGAAAAGCACACAAACCUCUCACACACCGUCCAUUUAAAUGUAAACAACAAGCUCAACUCCAGAUGUAAAUCUGAUCGAGGGCCUCCGUUUCCAUCUCUAUACCAAUGUUAGUUUGGAAACCAGAAUUAUCUCAGUGUCACCUUCUGUUUUAUCUGUUUUUGAAUGUGCUUUGAUACAUGUGUAAGCUUUGCUCCCUGAAUAGAAAUAUCAAGAGCCAUAGUGACAUUAAUGUGUACACGUCACAAUGAGAUGAUUUCUUUUGAUAUCCUUAUAAAAAGCAGAGUAAGUAAUUUCAUAUUGGAAGUUAGAUGGAAUAAAGAAAAGGAUGAGAUGAUCUGUGAAAAGUUGUUUUGCUCUGCUUAUAAUACUUGAAACAUUUUAACGUCAGAAAUGAAUUUUUUAUGUGCUGGUGUCAAUAUGAAAUGUCUCUGCUUUAAUUUAUGUAGCCAGUGUUAAAUCAAACAGGGUGGGAUUUACAUUCACUUCAGUUCGGUCAGGAAUCAAAUGAAACAUGAAAAGAAUGGGUAAUGCUAAAAUGAUUCUCCGUAACCUGAGGUGCCAAUAAAAGUAAUUAAAAAUG
Molecule: messenger RNA, 2079 nt
Organism: Platichthys flesus (European flounder)
Lineage: Eukaryota; Metazoa; Chordata; Actinopteri; Pleuronectiformes; Pleuronectidae
Gene: yif1b
Product: Yip1 interacting factor homolog B (S. cerevisiae)
Exons: 8
Coding region: 100-1020 (306 amino acids)
Biological process (GO): endoplasmic reticulum to Golgi vesicle-mediated transport
Cellular component (GO): COPII-coated ER to Golgi transport vesicle; endoplasmic reticulum membrane; endoplasmic reticulum-Golgi intermediate compartment
Source: RefSeq, a predicted model, not a curated record